UGAAAUAUGGGACACUUUACAUGUUGCGUUUUAUAUUUUUGUUCAGUAUAGUUUAACCUCCCUCUCUCUCUCUGUCAUUAGCAAAAUAACCAACAAUAACAGAGUGCUCCACUGCUCCUAAAUUACUGGUAGCAGCCCGCCAUUUCCUUUUUCUUCUGUAACAAAAGGUCGUUAAAACACAAAGAGAUUAUUUGUGUCCAAGACUCCUCCUUGUCCCUGCCGGUUUGUGCUGUCUUGCCAACUCCUAUGGUCACUGUCACGCUAAACAAUGACUAUAGUAGUCGGCAAGGCAGCACAAUAACAGUUUUGGGAACAGGCUACCUCAUUCACUACCAUUGAAAUCAGGAAAGGCAAAAUGCACAGGACAAAAGUGCACUUAAUAUGUUAAGGUUAGCAGGUUGUAUGACUUGGUGGCUGUGCCAGCUAGUGACCACUCUGCAGAGCUGCCUCCAGAACAAGACUCAGGACGAAUAACGCUCUCCUGCCCUUUCUGCAUCUUGUCGAGGCCUCCUGCGUUGCCAGGACAACCAGAAGGGGCUGACCCCGUCCACGUGACAGAGCUCCUCUCUUCUCCUGCCUCCGGGUGUAGUGUGUGUUGUCUGCUGCCACUGUGACAGAUUUGGGGGAAAGAGAAAGUGGUCUGCUCUGGUCUUGCCACCAGACAGUGGAGUUGGUCGUCUGGACCGAGAGAGCAGUCGGGCGUUGAGAGAUGGAGCUCUCUGCGGUCGGGGAACGCGUUUUCGCCGCGGAAGCCAUUCUGAAACGCCGCGUUCGCAAGUCUCGCCUAGAAUACCUAGUGAAAUGGAAAGGAUGGGCACUGAAACACAGUACCUGGGAACCAGAAGAGAAUAUCCUGGAUGACAGACUGAUCGCAGGAUUUGAACAGAAAGAGCGUGAGAGAGAACUUCACGGACCAAAGAAGCGAGGACCCAAACCCAAAAACCUUCCUGUCAAGGCACGUGGAGCCCAGAAGAGGGAGACCUCCACCCCUCGAGCGCCUCGCUCCACUUCUUCCUCUUCUCCUCGAGCCCCUCCAUCCUCCUUCCCCUCCGCCUCUCCAGCGCCCUCCCCUAAACUCAACUCCCUGGCAGCGACACACAAGCUGAAGAAAGACAUUCGCCGCUGCACUAGUAUGUCCCGCCGCCCCUUACCUCGCCCCGACCCCCUGGCCUCUCCCGGAUCCUUCUCCGGCUCCAGUGGGUUCCCCUCGCGGCCCCCCGUCUCCCCCUUCUCAGAGACCGUCCGCAUCCUCAAUCGUCGCGUCAAACCACGCGAGGUCAAACGGGGUCGCAUCAUCCUAAACCUCAAGGUCAUCGACAAACCAGGAAGUGGAGGCGGAGGAAGGGGCGGCGGGGGUAACCGGAGGGCGCCAUCCGGCUCCAUGUCCCUCCAAGGGGGUCGUCAGAACAUCCCCUCCCGAAAUAGGAUCAUAGGAAAGAGGAGUGGAGAGGCUCCGUACCGGCCCUUCCAGCCCAUGCUGGGGUUCCCCAUGUACGGGAAGCCGUUUGGUCUCCAGUGUGGCGGCCCCGGACCUCUACACCUUCCACACUCAGCUACAGGCUCCAGCACAGGGACCUCAGGGGCUAGGGACACCCAGCCACCCCCCUCUCCAUCCAGCUCCAGUGGAUCCACCACACCCGCCCAGAACCAUCCUUCCCCUCCUGGACCCGCCACUGGGGCCUCUGCCUCUGGGUCGGCUCCCAACUUGAGCACCCAGGCUUUGGCCUCCUCUGCCCAGUCUACCCCUAGCCACCCCCCAGAGCUCCAGAAGAACCAGAACGCUGAACAAGGACCAAACCCCCUCCUCCCCUCCCUCUCCUUUGCUUCCGGUUCCUCCUCUUCCUCAUUUGAUGAAGAGGAGGAUGAUGCUGAUGCUCUGGACCUUUCCUCACCUCAGGAGGGGAAGAGGAAGCUUCGCCGUCGGCGCCGGCAGAAACGCCAGCCGCCCUCCGUCAGUACCGCUUCCCCUCCUCACCCCCCUGCCGCCAGAGCCUGCCCCUUGACCUCCAACCCUCAGAGGGUCCCCGCCGAGGGCGACCCCGACUGGCACCCGGAGAUGGUGGCGAGCAGCGCCAACGUGGUCGUGACCGACGUCACCACCAACCUCCUCACCGUCACUAUCAAAGAGUUCCCCUCCCCCUCAUCCCGCCCCUCCUCCCCCCAACCAAUACACCCAGAAAAUACCACCUCCUCCUCACCCCAACUGAAGAACCCCCCACAACCCAAGCCACCCAGCCCAUACUCUGGCAGGCCACCCAUGGUCCCCUCCAGCUCUCCCAAUCCAGCCCAGCCCAUACUCUGGCAGGCCACCCAUGGUCCCCACUCCUCUCCCAACCCCAUCCAGCCCAACCCAUACUCUGGCAGGCCACCCAUGAUCGAUCGCUUUAGCCCAUCUCGCCGCGCUGCCGCUAUGAAGUUCGUUGUAGUCUUGGUCGGUGCUGGUUCCGUGGUCUUCCUCGGCGCGGUCAUCUGCAUCAUCGCCAGUGUUUACCCGCGGAAAGCUGCCGCGCCCCAGGACCUGUCCGACAACGCGACUCUGUCUGCUGAGCCCUUGUUUUCCCUGGACUCGGUGGCUCACGCCGGUCCAUUGGGCGCUCUCCAUGGUGCUGAAUCCUACGAGGGCGGCGGAGGAGGCGGCUUGGGGCUGGGGGGUCCCUCCACUCUCAACGAGCUCAGCCCCGGGGAGGUGACCGGUGGUGGUGGAGGGGCGCCGAAACAGUUCAGUUUCAGCCGGCUCAUCUGCACUCCGAUUCCCGCCGGAGAAUGCAAGGCCAAGAGCAUGAAGCAGCAGGCGGACGACCCUUCACUCUAUGUGGAUGAAGACUGGAGCUACCUCCGGACCACCGCGGACGACCUCCGGCAGACGGUGGUGCAGCAGAACGGCCAGAUACUCAUAGAUCAGCGGACCAUCCGUGAGCUGUCGGGGAAACUAUCGGAGUGCGAGACCGGCCUGGAGGACGGGAGUCCCGGGCACUCCGAGAGGAGCCUGGGGGCCUGGGUGGGCAACCGCCGACUCAUGGCCGGGGAUGAUGUGAGCUCAUCGGCCGCUGUGCAGCUGCAGACCGCUAGAGCCGUGGAGGAGCUAGAGAGGGCCAUUCUCAACCUGAAAGACCGCAUCGAGAAACUGGAGUUGGAGAUCGGCCCUGCUGCCCUGAACCUCUCCGUUGAGACUCCAUCCCCCAGCGCCGGUGUGGGCGUCAGCAGUGGCAUCGCUACUAAAGUUCAAGGGUCACCGUCAUCAGCAUCAACGACAGGAGGCGGUAGUGUCUCCUCGGGGAGCCGAAAGUCCCCUGGGGGCCCUGGCAGAGGAGGCGGAGGCCCCUGGAAGGACCUGGAAGGAGAGCUGGAGAGGAAGAUUGAGAUGCUGGAGAAAGAGCGGAAGGCGCUGAGGAAGGAGACACAGACACAUCACAAACAGAUAGACCAAGGGAUUGAUACUCUACACCACCGCAUUGCAGAGCUGGAACAGAGUCUGACAGAGUACAAUUAUCCAGACGGCUAUGUCCUCUCCUUCCCCGUGAGGACCAGAUACAUGUACGGCCUGGUGCGGAGAGAAAUGCCUGAGAUGUAUGCCUUCACCGCCUGCGUCUGGCUCAAGGUGAAAGAGGGGGGUAUCGGCACCCCCUUCUCCUACUCCGUCCCGGGACAACCCAACGAGCUGGUGCUGCUGCAGGGGAUACACAACCCUGUAGAGCUUCUUAUCAACGACAAGGUGGCUCAGCUGCCCCUGUCCCUUGCCCAGGGUGUGUGGGAGCACAUAUGUUUGAGCUGGACCCUCAGAGACGGGGUAUGGAAGGCCUACCAGGGGGGGAAGCUGAAGGGGCGCGGAGAGGGGCUGGCCGCAUGGCACCCCAUCAAGCCAGGAGGAGUGCUCAUUCUGGGGCAGGAGCAGGACACGCUGGGCGGUCGUUUCGACGCCUCCCAGGCCCUGGUUGGGGAGCUCUCCCAGUUCAACCUGUGGGACAGGGUCCUGAAGCCUGCUGAGGUAUCCGCUCUGGCUGCCUGUUCCUUGGGCACACUGGGCAACGUGGCCCCCUGGACAGACCAGGACGUGGAGGUCUACGGAGGGGCCACCAAGGAGGCUGUGGACCCCUGCAACCAGCCACCCCGGGCCAGCCCCAGCUCUAGCCCUAAACAGUGAGGGGUUAGAGGGGUUGGUAGAGGGGUCUCUUGGUUGUUAUAAAGGGGAGCCGCUCAGUGAGGCCAGUGAGGGUAGUUGGUUUGUUGAUGCUCCUCAUAAGAGGGGGGUUUAAGGUGUUUUUCUGGGGCAGGGGUUGUGUGAUGGGAAACUGGGGUAGAGAUGGAGAGUCAGUUGAGUUGUUUUAAAGGGGCAUUGCUAUUUCCAAGAGAGGGUGGGUGUGCUUGAGGAAGCCUUUCGGAGGGUCUGGGAUCAGGGGAAUUAGAGAUUAGUUGAGUAGGAGUGUUGUUAUCUGGGUGUUGUUCACCCACUGAAGGUGUUAACAUCAACAGCGCUACAGCUGUUGAGAACAACACCCAGACUAGCUUUAGCUCCGCGGCCAUGUGGGGAGAUGUUAAGGGAAAGGUGCUGCUUUUUUUCACCCCUCUGAUUUAGAGAUGAGAUGAGAUGAGGGGGGGGGGGUUCUCAGCCCCCCAGGGAAGAGCUACAUACACCACGCCUCAUCACAUCUCAUCACAUCUCAUCACGUGUUCUGAAGCUUGUGCUUCUAACUUUGGAAUAGGGAUUUUCUUCUGCUUUUGGAGAUGUGUUGCUACUGUUUGUGAUCAACAACAGCUCGGUAAAAGUGAGCGUCUGGACUGCUUUUUCUACUGCGCAUUUUGUUGAUUUUCUUUGCAGCAAUGUUUAUUUUUCUAACACGGUCUUCUUUCUAUGUGUGUGUGUUACGUGCUUUCAGACAAACCUGUUGCGACUCACAAAACCUCUCACAAAGAUGCAAUUGUAACGGCCCAGCACAACGUAUUGCCAUAGAGAUAGCUGUUGUGAGUCGCAUGGAUCAUGUAAAUGAAGACGUCAAUUGAUUUCUUAGAUUCAUAACAUCCAUCUGCUUGACUUAAAGAGGCAAUCUGUUGAGUGAUUGGUACAUCCAUUGUGGCAGGGUGCCCACUUUGUUGUUGUUUCAACUGCAGAUUCGCCCUUUAAAGUGAUUUGUGUCUCAAUGUUUUUUUUAAUGUAAAGCUGAUGGAAUGGAAUGUAUAUCUGUAUGCAUGAGAAAAGCUUUUUCAAAAUUAGAGGUCAGAGGUCAGAUUUCUAAAUAGUCCUGUUUCCAAGACAGCAACAACACAAAAACGUACAACAAUAUGAACUAUUGAAUGGUGCGCUUCACCCCACAAAGGCCAAAAUGAAUACCCACCUCAAAGAAUGUGUAUUUAGCUUGAUCUUACCUUCACAGAAUUGCUUAAUAAGUGGGUACAGAAGGGACAUUGGGACACUGAUGUUGAGUUGAGGGGUGUAGUGAAGAAAAGUGUCCCUGGAUUAUUGGGUGUCCUUCCCCCCCACUUCACCAUUGACAUAUGGUUGUAAAGUGCCUGUCUGGGUAUUACACGCCCAAUGCAAAUGUCAACUGUAUUUUAUUCUCUCUCUCUCUCUCUCUCUCUCUCUCUCUAUCUCUCUCUCUCUUUCUCUCUCUCU
Oncorhynchus mykiss (rainbow trout) is the source of this 5608-nucleotide messenger RNA. NCBI's taxonomy places the organism in Eukaryota, Metazoa, Chordata, Actinopteri, Salmoniformes, Salmonidae. The record is from RefSeq and is a predicted model, not a curated record.